UACAGUCCCACGCUGUAGAGUCAGUCUGCCUCGGCCCAUCUCUCCAUCUUGUCCGAGGGACUUGGAGAUGGAGUACGGGAGCUGACUUUGAAAGAAGCACCCAAGAACAGAAACUGUCUCAAAGGGCACAGAGGUCAGAGUCACCAGGACAAGACCCAGCCAGAAAGCUAAGCUCCCGGAGGGGGGGAGGGAGCAGCACUUCAAACACCUAGCAUACAUGUGGGGAUAAUACCCGGGCCUCCAAGUCAGGAGAGCUGCUGCUGUCAUUGACCUUCAACACGCAGGCCUCACAGAAUCAACUGAGUCAUGGCAGACUCAGGCACAGCGAGACAUUCAGCGUCCUCUUUCUCUUUCAAUUAGACACCACCACCCCCCAUGCGGCUUUGUAAGAGGUUGGAAGAACACUUCAGAUUUGGCCUCCCCAGAUGGAGAGACUAAAGCUGGGGAAAAUCCCAGAACACUUGUGUAUCAGGCUGGUGGCCAUGUUGCUCUUGGCAAUAAUUUUUCUCCCGAGCACGCUCUGUGACAUUGGAUCCGUGUAUAAUUCUUCCUAUGAAACUGUCAUCCCCGAGAGACUGCCAGGCAAGGGGAGGGAAGACCCUGGAGGGAAGGUGGUGUCCUACAUGCUGUUGAUGCAAGGCCAGAAGCAGCUGCUUCACCUCGAGGUAAAGGGACACUACUCUGAGAAUAACUUCCCAGUCUACAGUUACCACAAUGGCAUCCUGGGGCAAGGGACACCUCUCCUGUCCCAGGACUGCCACUAUGAAGGCUACAUGGAAGGGGUGCCAGGCUCCUUUGUUUCUGUCAACCUCUGUUCAGGCCUCAGGGGCGUCUUGAUUAAAGAGGGGACAUCCUAUGGCAUUGAGCCCAUGCUCUCUUCCAAAAACUUUGAACACNUCCUCUACACCAUGGAGCAUCAGCCCGUGGUCUCCUGCAGCGUCACUCCCAAAGACAGCCCGGGGGACACCAGCCAUCCACCAAGGAGCAGGAAGCCCGAUGACCUACUGGUUCCNACCGACUUGUGGACACACACCAAGUUCGUGGAGAUGUUUGUGGUGGUCAACCACCAGCGGUUCCAGAUGUGGGGCAGUAAGGUCAACGAGACGGUCCAGGCAGUAGUGGACAUCAUUGCUCUGGCCAACAGCUUCACCAGGGGGAUAAACACAGAGGUGGUGCUGGUGGGCCUGGAAAUCUGGACAGAGGGGGACCCGAUAGAGGUCCCAGUGGACCUGCAGACCACACUCAGGAAUUUCAACCUCUGGAGACAGGAGAGACUCGUGGGCCGGGUCAGGCACGACGUGGCACACUUGAUCGUCGGGCAUCGCCCAGGAGAGAACGAGGGCCAGGCGUUUCUCCAUGGUGCCUGUUCAGGCGAGUUUGCGGCGGCCGUGGAGGCCUUCCAUCAUGAAGAUGUCCUCCUGUUCGCGGCUCUCAUGGCCCACGAGCUCGGGCACAACCUGGGUAUCCAGCACGACCGCCCGACCUGCACCUGUGGUCCCAAGCACUUCUGCCUCAUGCACGAGAAGAUCAGUAAGGACAGUGGCUUCAGCAACUGCAGCUCUGACCACUUCCUCCGUUUCCUCCAUGACCACAGAGGGGCGUGCCUGCUUGACGAGCCUGGGCGCCAGAGCCGCAGGCGGCGCAGAGCUGCCCUCUGUGGGAAUGGUGUGGUGGAGGAUUUGGAGCAGUGUGACUGCGGUAGUGACUGUGAUAAAAGCCAGUGUUGUGAUGAAAAUUGUAAACUAAAGGGGACCUCAAAGUGUAGCAAUGACCUUUGCUGUUUUCAAUGUAACUUUAAAAAGAAAGGAGACAUUUGCCGUCCUGCUGACGGACCAUGUGACCUGGAAGAAUACUGCAAUGGGACCUCUGCAGCAUGUCCCAUGGACAGGAAAGCCCAGGAUGGCUCUGAGUGCCACGAAUUCUUCUUUUGCUUUAACGGUCAGUGCCUGGACCCUACCUUUCAGUGCUCACACAUUUUUGGGCACGGUUCAAGGUCUGCCCCAGAUAAUUGCUAUACCUCCCUGAACUCAAGAGGAGACCGGUUUGGAAACUGUGGCUCCUCCUCUAACUUUCCAAGAAAGUAUACCAAGUGUUCAGAUGAAAAUAUAAUGUGUGGGAAAAUUAUAUGUACAGAGGUGGCCUUCCUGCCACAAAUCCAACAUAACGACUUGCUGAUCCAGGUCCCUGAAGCCGAGGACUGGUGCUGGAGUAUAGAUAUGUCUGACAGGAAAGAUGCCCUUGAUGAGGGACACGUGAGGGACAACACUUACUGUGGCAAAGAUAAAGUCUGUAAGAAUUCUAUUUGUAAUGACUCCACCCCAGUCGAAUUUCCCUGUAAUCCAAGGAGACAAUGCCACGAGCAUGGGGUGUGCAAUGACCUGGGGAACUGCCACUGCUCAUUUGGCUUUGCACCUCCUGACUGCGAAGAGGAAGGCACUGGGGGCAGUGUGGACAGUGGUCCCACUACUAAUCUGUCAGAUGAGUACGGUACAAUACCAAACUCUACCCAAUCUAGUACACAGGAGCUGAUCCUUAACUUAAAACUGAUCGUUCUGGCUGUCAUUUUGGUGCUCAUGAUACUCUUAAUAAUCAUAUGCAUCAUAAGUGCCUACACCAAGUCAGAGACUGUUUCCAAAGCAGGGCCUUCAGAGUUAGAGGAGCUUCCAGAAGGGAAGGAGGAAGAGCAGGAAGAGGAGGUCCUACCAGAAGAGGCUGAAAGGGAGGAGGAGGAGUUGGAGGAGGAAAAGGAAAAAGCAGAAGAGCAAGAAGCAGUAGAAGAGGAAGCAGUAGAAGAGGAAGCAGUAGAAGAGGCAAACGAAGGAGAAGCAGACAAGAAAGACGAAGAAGAAGAGGGAGAGGAAUAAGUGGGGGAGAUAAAGCCAAUAAGUAGCUGAGCCUCUCGAAGCCCUGAGAAUGAGGCUCUGGGAAGCUGAGGCUGUGGGAAGCUGCCACUCUCAGUGGGUGAGGGGGAAGGAGCCAUCUGUCAGUAGUGUCCAGUGGACAGGUGUUUACAUACUAUUUCAGUACUUUAAUUUACACAUUUCAUUUGAACUUCUAUAGCUUUGUAUAUUCUUGUUCUUGUAUCUUUGGGCUGAUCUUUUGGUCACCAGAAAAUGCUUUCUUCCACAUAGAUUAUUAUUAUUAUUUUGGUAUGCAAUAUACUAUGUUCCUGAAUUUCUCACUGUUCCCAGGACUUUCAUUUCAAGUAACAAUUACCUAUUAUGUAAGGACAAUUUCCAUGACAUUCACUCUUCUAACUUGCCCAAAAAUAUAUAUUCAAGGACGAGUCUUUAAAUAAAACUACUACUGUUAGACAUGUCUUCAAGU
Molecule: messenger RNA, 3327 nt
Organism: Mus pahari (shrew mouse)
Lineage: Eukaryota; Metazoa; Chordata; Mammalia; Rodentia; Muridae
Product: disintegrin and metalloproteinase domain-containing protein 1b
Exons: 1
Coding region: 426-2864 (812 amino acids)
Biological process (GO): male gonad development; binding of sperm to zona pellucida; proteolysis
Cellular component (GO): sperm head plasma membrane; plasma membrane; external side of plasma membrane
Molecular function (GO): metalloendopeptidase activity
Source: RefSeq, a predicted model, not a curated record